This is a messenger RNA of Tribolium madens (black flour beetle), 6354 nucleotides long. RefSeq names its product cilia- and flagella-associated protein 47-like. The record is from RefSeq and is a predicted model, not a curated record. Lineage: Eukaryota; Metazoa; Arthropoda; Insecta; Coleoptera; Tenebrionidae. The transcript is spliced from 9 exons. The coding region runs from base 31 to 6354 and encodes 2107 amino acids.
GUCAUWAAAAGUCAUUUUUAACAAGUUACAAUGUCGGUGGAAAUUUUUCAGGAACCAUCAUCAUCAUCAUCAAUCAGUAUCAAUUCUAAAUCACAUAAAAGUAUCGACAUCGAAUUUGAUAUUGACAGUUUGCCAACCAGAUUAGAGGUUAACGAUGUGAGAAUAACUCCACCUUGUAUGCAUUUCGACAAUGCUUAUGAAGGCAAAAGAUAUAAAAACAAAAUGGUGAUACAAAACUGCGGCAAACAUUUGGUUUUUGUUAGAUUAUGUGAACCCAACUCUAAGACUUUUGAAUUCAAAUCAUUUCCUAGAGGUCUGUACUUAAGCCCUGGAAUGAGAAUCGUAAGAACAGUUAAAUUCACCUACAAGGCCACUUUAGGAGUGAAGCGUGGUUUUGUCACAAUUUGUGUUAACGACAAAGAAGUGGAUUAUUAUUUCGUUGUGACAUUGUCUUGUGCCGUUCUUACUAUAGAACCCAAACUGUUAGAUUUUGGCCGCAUAGAUGCUGUAAAUCACGCCACGACUCGCUCUUUUUUUAUUAUAAACUCCGGAUAUAGAGAUACUCAGUUUGCCAUAGACUUGGGCCGAAAUCCUUUGGAACUUACAGUGGAACCCAUGAAAGGAACCGUGGCUGCCAAAACCUCAGUUGAAAUAAGCGUGGAAGUAGUCGGUUCGCGCGAAGGCGAAUUUAUGGAAGAGUUUUGGGUGAAAGCCAACCCUCCACAACGAGUCGUAAUUUCCGGAACCUUUAUUUCGCCAAAACUUCUCGUUCGGAAGUUUAUUAACAGUCUUGACUUUACUUUGGUCGACUUUCCACCGACAUAUUACGGCUCUUCUUCGACUCAACCACUUCUCAUCAAAAAUUUCAGUUCAUCUCAUUCCAUGUUCUGCGUCAUGGCCGAAAUCAAGGGUACUACAAUGACACUGGACGAAGCAAGAAAAAUCGACGAUAACUAUCAGAAUUUUCUCAUAAAGCCGGUUGACGGACGUUUGGCCGCUUUACGAGGCGCUGUGUUACAAAUUACAUUUGCUCCUGUGGUGUCGCGAAAAAGAGAGAAGAAUUAUUCUGCUGGUUUUUUAAAAAUCAUUAGAAUGGACUGUAGAGACGUUGGUCAUAAUGAAAUUACACACAGAAACAACUCAACAAGCUACGCUACUUUAACAGAAAGUUCAAUUGCUUUAACUACGAAUGAUAUUCUUAUUGAAGAUCCUAAUGGCAGUUACUCUAGUAUCGCCUAUGAUGACGAACUAGCUUCAGAAACAUUGAGUUUUGAACAUUCGAUAGGUGUUUGCAUUCAUGGGGAGAAAGAACGUGCAGGGGUCACUCUAAGACCAACUUUUAUCACUUUGAAUGAGUUAACAUUAGAGAAAGAGUAUCAUCGUGUUUUAUUCAUACAAAACCAGUCAUCGCAUCUACCAAUCAGAGUUAAAUAUAAUAAAAUUGUGUCGAUUGAUAUUAGACCAAAUCAGUUUGAUCUGGCACCAGAUGGAAGUCUUGAAGUUCUUCUAAUAAUUAGGGCUUUAAAGUUGGGUCAAGUUACUAAAAAAGUCACUUUUGAUUUGUUGAGUAAAGCUGCUCCUGAUGAUAAACACGUGAUGAGGAAAGUCGGAAUAGCGAUUUUUAGAAUAUAUAUGGAUAUUAAAAAUAUGGAAAAGAAGGAAACUUUGGGGCAGUGCAUGGAAUGUGUGGCUUAUCACGAUUUAGCAGACAAACUCGCACCUGACUUCCCCUAUCGCUUAAGUCCUAAAGAAAUGGCCAUAAAACUUGAAAACGAAAAAUUCUACAUCGACUACAUCCGAACUUUGUGCAAGCCUCCACCCYCCGAAAAUGAAGAUUUGAGAGACUACGCCCUCACCAAGUACAAACUUUUAUUGCGUCAAAAUGUCAAAUGUCAAGAUCCUGAACCUAGACCCAAAAAAAUCAUUUCAUACACUCCCUUUAUCCCCCUUCUUCCACGACUUUUAUAUAACAUCAAAAUUAUACCAAAAUCAAUUAAACUUCGCAAAGUCGCAGCUUUUACAACAAUCACCGAUCAUUUCCAAAUCGAAAACUUGAAUACUUUUCCAAUUCGAGUGUUCCUUCAAGCCAACAAGUCUUGUAUAGUUUUUGAAAAUAACGCGAGGCAUAUUAUUCAAAGUUGUGAGAAGAAGAAAAUUCCUUUCACGUUCAGUACUUGCAGUAUUGGACGGUACUAUGUCAAUAUUAAUGUUUUGGUGAACGAUAGUACCUUAUAUGAGGUGACAGCCGUGGCUCAAGUCGUUCCAAAAACAUUAAAAUUGGAGCCAAAUCAUAUCGACUUUUAUGAAUACGACGGUCAUUACAAGUUUUUUAAAUUGAUGAAUGGUCUUAACACUUUUACAAGCUUUGACUGGGAAGUACCUGAGAGCUGUUUUAAAAUCUACCCUUCGUUUGGAGGAAUCAAAGCCGAAAGUUACAUCAUUUGCAUGAUAACAUACACUCCAGAUGUGACCGAAGAAAAUGCCAGUGAGUGUGUUUUAACGUCGGAAAGUGGACAAAAACGUAUCCUCCAAGUGUCUUAUAAGAAGCGCAAAUACGCAGUUGUGUUUGACACAUAUGAAAUUGAUAUCGGUUUGAUUUCUUUGAAUGUUCCAGUCAGGAGAAAACUAAUUUUGAAAAACUUGAAAAAUAUCCAGACAUUAUAUAGCAUUCCGGGUGGGAUUCCAGUACCCGGGGUCACAAUUGAGCCACAAGGUGGUAUAUUAGACGGGUUAGCUAGUCAAGUGUUUAUUAUCACAGUUCUUAUCAAUGCGGUUGUGGAGUUCUCAACUGAGAUUAUAUUUCAUAUUGGGGAGCAUGAUGAAGUUCCGAUUGUGUUUAAGGGAAGUGUGGACUUUCCGAAGUUUAGUUUCAAUCCGGAUAUUAUGUAUUUCCGAAAAAUUGCACCCUUUGGUUUUGAUACUUUGGCUUUCGUCGUCCAGAAUUUGUCCAAGACUACUAACUACUUGACGUUCCCGUGUGAUGAAUUUCCRGAAUUUACUGUGACUGAUAAUGAAAAUGAACAGUUUCCUCAUAUUGACAAGGUUGUGUUACAAGCAAGUCAAGGCAAAGUUUUAUAUUUACACUUCCAUCCAAACUAUAUCAGCACUUAUUCUCUUUUCUUGCCAUACAAAAUUAAUGGUAUUCUUGGACCUGUUAAUAUUAAUAGCAAUGCAACGGCUAAUACAAAUUUUUUCCUGAAAGACUUUACUGCAAAGUAUGAAAAUAACUAUAGUAURAAUAUUUUGACGCGGUAUCCCAAAGUCUUACCUUUGGUACGGAUUACGUCCUGUGCUAUUGACAAAACUUUGGAAUUUUCAAGYCUCAGUAUUAACUUUGUAUACUUUGAUGAAGAUCACUACAAUAACGUCACAAGUACUGAUUUUGAAAUUACUAACACUAGUGAUGACAUUGCUGCGGUCUGUAUUCGUCUUGACGAUCUCGACYACCCUUUUUCGCUGCAACCAAAGAAUAGUUCAGUCGUAGAAUAUUAUGGAAUCUCUUAUAAAAUCGUCUUAGAACCCGGUGAAAAAGUAACAUUUUUGGCUCAGUUUUUUCCGUCCGAUGUUGGCGAAUACGUGGUCAAACUUCCACUUUUUCUUCGAAAUUAUUUCGAUGAUAAGAUUUUUAAUUAUUUGACUUUGAAAGGAGUUUAUGAUAUUCCAACCAUUACUUCGUCUAUUGACUGCAUUGAUUUAGAACCGGUUCCUGUGAAGUUAGUUAGUGAAUUUCGUUUAAAGUUGCACAUGAACAACCAUUUUGAAAACUGUGAAGUUACUAGUGACACAGAAAUAAUCGGAUUGCAUACCAUGUUCGAAAAAGGGAGGACUCCAGAAAAAGGCGAAUCGGUUUUACCAGUCAACCUUGUUUAUGAUUGUACAAAAGAGACUUGUUUUAAUUCGAAAUUGGUUUUCUUUUGCACUUGUAAUUCAAGAUGUGAGAUCACUGUGACUGGAGUUACCGAAAAUAAUCUUUUGACGACUCAUGCUUAUUCUCACAUGUUGAAAAAAUCAGGAAGUACUGACGGAAGUUCAAAUUUGCAAUAUUCUAGUAAAUCAUCGACCACAUAUUUAAGACCGGAGUAUAUCGACAUGUUGACUAAUAAAAACGUUACUUCUUAUCCACUUUUCCCCAGCGAUGACGAAAAAUCUGAUUAUGCAGACUAUAUGAGAAAGUUGCAAAAAACUCUCGAAAAUUGGCUUUUCAGUCAGGUGUUUCACUUGAAGUGUUAUUAUAAAAUUCCGGAUGGUUUUUCUGAUUUUUGUAAAGUCGACGCAGGUCGGAAAAAAGCAAGAUUUGGGGGAAUAAAAAGAACAAAGAUAAUCGUACUUCCUUUAUUACAACUCAUUGGUAAUGUUUGUGGUCAAGAAGUUAAACAACGACUCUCUGCUAAAUUUCCUACCGAAAACACGGACAUGCAAUGGCUAGUCUAUACUUACAGAACAAAUUCAAAUAUUUUGCACUACCUUCGAGGUUUUCCCGUUCAUUUGCCACACGUCUCUUCUAAACUACUUCUUAAUUAUGACCAGUAUAUCCAAUAUGAGAGUACCAAACACCCAGAACGGACUCGAAUGGAUGAAAAAAUUUUCAAUCGUCGAUCGAAACAAUGUUGGAUCGAUCUAAUCCUUCAAAUUAUCAAAACGUUAUUUUUGUUUCGUACCGUGGAAUUACCAUUUAGUGACAGCGAGAGCUCGGAAUCAGAUUUCAGAUUUAAAGAUAAACAAUCGUUGACACAGUUUUCACGUCAAUCGACUGAAGACAAGGGAGAAUAUGUUCUAGACGUGGGGAUUUACGGUCCUCACGAAAAGGAAUUGAUUUGCUGGCUUCAAAAAUGUUACGAUGAGGAAAAAAAAAAUUUAUGGCCGAAUGCACCACCAGACCCUAAAGAACUUCUGUUCCUAGAUAUAGAUUUGCGGGAUGGUCUUGUUUUAGGGGCUGUAACUGCGUAUUAUUGUCCUUAUAUCAAAUCUUUGAUUAAUGAUAUGUACACGAGGCCAUACAAUCCGGAAGAAGUCCAUCACAAUACUUGCGUUCUAGUUAAAGCUUGGAAAAAGCUUAAAUUGAGUUAUGUUAUUUCGCCUCUUACGCUCCAACAUUGUGGUAUGGUUGAAAUGUUACUUUUAGCCAAUUAUUUAUAUGUAGUUUUGCCGAAUUAUUACCCCAAAGAAGUAAUUACGAUUUCAGCACCGUUGACCCAAGGCGGUUCGGCUUCAAUUGAAGUUGAAAACGCGGGUGACGACGAUAUUGUCUACCAUGUUGUAUUUUUUGAAAACCCGAACCGUUUAUUUUCGACGAAUGUUGAACUCCUUAGACUCCAACCAGGCGAAAAGAAAACUGUCAAAAUUCGCUAUCAUGCCAAAAGUGUAUUAAACACAGCCACCACCCUAUUGUUUUCUGGGGAAACUCCAGGAAAUAAAUAUGGGAAAAGUGUUGCUGUUACAGUUGUGGGUGAAGCUGAUGUGUCGUCCGUUUGCAUGGAAAUUCCUCUAACUGUGAAUUUAUACCAACCUUGUAAAGUCACUUUGAGCACACAAUCACCAUUUAAAAUCAAAACGGAUUAUGAACUUUUAUUUGGCUACCAACCAGUCAGCAAAGAAAAAAAUGCUUUAUUCCCUUGGGAAGAAAUCAAGCAAUUGAAAACGGUCAAAGAAUUUGUUAUUCCAGAUGAAAUGUGUCAGUUUGAUGAAGAUGGGAAGUGUACGUCAUCGCCUCUUAUUUGUUGCCAUCAAAUCGGUCCAAGAGACUUGUGGUUUUACUUCACGAAUCCGGAGGUGGGUGAUUGGGGGAUAAAAAUGACUUUAACCGGAAAAAUACACUCAGGAUGUUUCGAAGAAUUGAAUUUGAACUUGCCGGAUAAUUACGAUCAUUUGGUUUGUAGAUGCAAACCUAAACCUUCCGUCCACUUAAAUUGUCCUUUGGUAAUGUACCUCAAAAUACCCAUGAUAAACACCCCCUUGUGGAACUCCCGGAAGAAAAUGUUACUCAAUUACGUGCGAGGAGAGGAGUUGAAAUUUUGGUCAAAAAGAAUUUUUACUCCAACUGGAACAAGGAUUAUGACGUUGAUUCUUAAUUCGGAGACUCAUCAAAUGAAACAAGUGAUUGAAGAAACGGUUCAGUAUAGAGUAAUUCUUGAUAAACCGAACUGUUUUAUUACACUACGUGAUGUUAUUUUUGAUGAUGUUACUUCGGAAGACUUUUACAGAUUGCCUAUUCAUCCGAUAAAAAACUUAAAAAGUGUUAAAACGUGUAGAAUGAGGUUGGAAUCAGAGGAUAAAACUGAAACAAGAUUUUAUAAGAUAUCUUUUAAUUUUACUGAAUACGAGAAAACUGUAACAGAGACCGAAUAUGAGGAAUAA